GCCUAGUUCUCAAACACUCAAGCAAUUCUCUACACAAUUAGUCCAUUUCUCUUUUGUUAUACUCCACGUGAUUAUUAGCUACAACAUUUUGCAACAAUGGCUUCAAAUGGUGGAAAGCUUGAGGUCGAAAUUGAGGUGAAAUCUCCUUCACAAAAGUUCUGGGAAUGCCUUAGGAACUCCACCACUAUCUUCCCCAAGGCGUUCCCUCAUGACUACAAAAGCAUUGAUGUCCUUGAAGGCGAUGGAAAAGCUGUUGGCUCUGUUCGCCUCAUAACAUAUUCGGAAGGUUCUCCAAUUGUGAAAGUAUCGAAAGAGGCGAUCGAUGCAGUGGAUGAAGCAAACAAGUCAGUUGCUUACAAGGUGAUCGACGGAGAUCUGCUCAAGUACUACAAGAGCUUCAAGUGCAUACUAACCGUGACUCCCAAGGGAGACGGGAGCUUGGUGAAAUGGUCAUCUGUGUAUGAGAAAGCCCACGAACAGAUUCCUGAUCCAAGUCUCAUCAAGGAUUUUGCUGUCAAGAACUUCCAGGAGCUCGAUGCCUAUGUUCUGGCUAAUUAAUUAGUUAAUUAGUUAGCUAGAAAGCUUAAGCAUUGGAGAUUGGAGUUUUCCUUAAUUAUGAGUCAUAAUCUGAUGGCCGAAUAAAUAAGACGAGUUGUAGUCGUAUGUUUGCAUGCCAAGCUGGUUUAAUCCAUGUCUAGUUUGUAAGCAGCUUUUGCACGUACCGUAUGUUUCAAAAUAAAUGUUUUUUUUGUUUCUGUGCUUGCGGUAAUGCCCCUUGUUUCUGUACGAUUUUAAAGUAGCAAAAAUGAAAAAUAAAGUCACUGGACCUAAUAACCAAUUCCCAA
Messenger RNA from Prunus mume (Japanese apricot), 845 nucleotides. RefSeq names its product MLP-like protein 423 (gene MLP423). Lineage: Eukaryota; Viridiplantae; Streptophyta; Magnoliopsida; Rosales; Rosaceae. The record is from RefSeq and is a predicted model, not a curated record. Gene Ontology annotation, biological process: defense response; abscisic acid-activated signaling pathway. Gene Ontology annotation, molecular function: protein phosphatase inhibitor activity; abscisic acid binding; signaling receptor activity.